AUGGACCAGACGGACCAGCCGCCACUCCAGCCCCACAUCACGAAUUCUGCUUCGAUUGCCCAGCUGGACCAGCCGGACCAGCCGGACCAGCCGGACCAAAGAGCCCCAGGAAACGCCGGAGCCCCAAGAGCCCCAGGAGCCCCAGGACAGCCAGGAGCCGACGGACACCCAGGAAACCCAGGAGCCCCAGGAGCCCCAGGACAAGUUCGCGAUGUCCCAGCCCCAGCCGGACCACCAGGACCACCAGGACCAGAUGGACCAGCCGGGCCUGCUGGAAACCCAGGAUCCCCAGGAAACCCAGGAUCCCAAGGACCACAAGGACCACCAGGAGACAAUGGAGCUCCAGGAGCCCCAGGACAGCCAGGAAAGAACGGAGACAAUGGAGCCGAUGGAGAGACCGGAGCCCCAGGAGGUUGCGACCACUGCCCACCACCAAGAACCGCCCCAGGAUAUUAA
This is a messenger RNA of Caenorhabditis bovis, 456 nucleotides long. The record is from the annotation of a GenBank genome assembly. NCBI's taxonomy places the organism in Eukaryota, Metazoa, Nematoda, Chromadorea, Rhabditida, Rhabditidae.